GCGGCAGCGCUGUGUUAAAACAGGCGGUGGCAGAAACGAAAGUAAAACUUACCAGAACAACAAGGAGCUCGAUGGCAGAGUUAAUGCAACAGCGAACCAUAAUAACCAGUUCCGUAAGUCUGGUUUGGCAGUAUAUACAGAUGAUCUAAACUGCACCACCUGUUUGUGCUGAAAUGGAGGGAAUCCGCGCUCUGUUGCUUGUUUUGCUUCUACCUGCCGCCGUUUCAGCAGGUUCUCACUCUUUAGCCAUGGUCACAACGUUCAUCGAAGGACAGACGCCGUUUCCAGAGUUUAGUUUCACACUGAUGCUGGACGACAUCACAGUUUCGUACUUUGAUUCUGAGACUGAGACGCUUUUUCCUCGAGGUGUUGAUCGAGACCAGGGCGACGAUGGUGUGAUCGACCCAGAUCAUCUCAAGACCAUAACGUCCUUCAUGCAUGCUGACUUUAAACGGAGACAUCUGUUUAUAAAAUAUGAGUUAAAUUACACUGAAAGUAUUGAAGUCCAACAGAGGCUGGUGGUGUGUGUACUGUUGGACAAUGACCAGCCUGGACCGUUCGUCCUCAAGAAUGCAAUCGGAGGCACCACAAAAGAUGAGCUGCGUUUCCAUGAGCACAAAUUUACAUAUCAAAAUGCUUUAAAUAUCACAGAAGAAAGACUGAAAACACAUUUGGAGGUAACUAUGUGGCGUCAUGAAAACCUGUACUACCCAGUGUGCAUUAAAACACUCAGAGGCUACCUGGAAAAGAGAAUGAGUCAGGUGAAGAGGAGAGUGAAGCCCAGAGUGAGGCUCAUCCAGAGAAGACGCUCCGUGUCUGGGUGGGAUGGCGUGACCUGCCUGGCCACUGGUUUCUACCCCCGUCACAUCGACCUGACCAUCUUCAGAGACGGGCAGCCAGUUCCUGAUCACCUGACCACUGGAGGAGACCUGCUGCCCAAUGUAGAUGGGACCUACCAGAUGAGGAAGAACCUGGAGCUCAGUGAAGAGGAGCUGAAGAAGUACAGCUACACUUGUACAGUCGCCCACCUCAGCCUGGACAACAAGCUGGACAUCCAUCUGGAUUAUGAUCCAGGGGAGCCCAUUGUGCCCAUUCUUAGCUCUGUGGUUGCUGCUCUGGUCUUGUCGUGUGUGAUUGUGGCCGUUGUCUGGAUGAUAUACAGGAGAAAGCGAAGAGCUUCUUCUCUGGGGGACUAUUCAUCAACCUCCACCUCAGAAGAAAAACAGGUUCCACUGGAUGAUCUAGUUGAGGACUCUUAGAAAUGAGAACUUCAAUCGUCUAAAAAAGUCCUGUGUUCUGUGUAAAUUACUUAGGUUUUUUUAUAUUCUACUGUUUUUUAAAAAAUUCCUGUGCAUUAAUGAUUUAUAGUACUGUAAGUGUUUGGAAUGUUUUGCAUUUAUAAUCCAUGAAAUAAAUGUGGAUUAGUGUUAAUUCCUUAAAAUAUGAAAUAAGCAGGCUUAAAAUGAAACUGCAGAAAAUGUCAUCUUGUUCUACUUGUUUUCUCACCCUGCAGAAAUAAUUACCACUUGACCACGCCUACUGUUUGAUUACAUACAGGAGAGAUGGAGAGAUUGUAUACAGUGUUAUAUACAGUAGAUGGUACAGUAACAUGGUCUUUUAGGAAUAGCACUAUUGUCAUAAUGCAUAACUUUAACAUUUUUGGUAUCACUUUAUGUGAAGACUACCUGCAGGGUGAAUAAAUAAUGCAUGGCUAAGUCCUGCUAUAACAUACUUACGAAGCAAUAUUUGAGCAUUCAUGACCAGCUUAUGCUAGCAAUUGCAAGAUGACAUAGGAUGUCCUAUGAGGUAAAUGGCAUUGCAUUGUCAUAAGGGACCCUAAACUGAAGUGAUAGACCUUUCUGUAACCUAAUUCUUGUGGUUUGAUGGUUAAGUUAAGGUUUAACGUGUGAGUGUCCACUGUGGUUAAUGAGCUACAGCUCUGGGAAAAAGCUGUGAGCAAAUCUGGCUGUGCUGGAUUUGUCGGCCCUGAAUCUUCUACCAGAGGGAGUGUCUGGAGGAGGUGAUGUCCAGGAUACGAGGGGACAUCUAUAAAGAACAUUCGACUACCCAGUGAGCAUGAACUGUGAUGGAACAGUCUGAAGAUUCAUGUAAAGAGUUAGAAUUUGUUCCCUGUUUCUUUAAGCAGGUGAAUGCAGGUAGGGUCCUGGGAGACUGACUCAGGAGAGAGAACCUGAGAGGGAGGUCAGAUGCAUCAACCUGUUUUCUCUGUAUUGCAUUUCAUGUUUUGUUGUGUUGGUGUGUCUGUAGUCGAAUCCUCUCAGGCUCCUCUAGGAACAUGUUUCUCUCUGUGUAUUGUGGUAUGUCUGUUAACAGAGCCUGUGUCAGCUCUUCGGAUUAAUGGUAACAGAGUUUCUCUCAUCUGUUGUUGCCAAAAUAAGAAAGGUGGGAGGAGCCUUAGAGCGGCAGUUGUCUAUGUAAUAGAAUAACGAACAGCGGAGCUCCAUUGUUGCCUCAAGACAGAAUCUGUGGCACAUAUUUGUGCUGAAAUGAAUGGAAUCUGCUGCUUAUUGUCUGCACUGCUUGUUCUUUCAAUAUCUACUGCUGUUCCAGUAGGCAAGAGCUCAAAGAGUCUGAGUUAAAUUAAUUAAUUCAUGCCUUUUUUAUGCAUGAACAAUCAAUUAUUCUGACAAAAAAUAGAAUUGUGGAUAUUUUGUAAAUUUGACCACUACAAUUUUUCUAAAGUGUAUUAAAAAGCCACUUUAUCUGAAAAUAAAUUUGCAAACAAGA
Pygocentrus nattereri (red-bellied piranha) is the source of this 2748-nucleotide messenger RNA. Its product is annotated as major histocompatibility complex class I-related gene protein-like. Gene Ontology annotation, biological process: immune response. Gene Ontology annotation, cellular component: external side of plasma membrane. Bases 174 to 1259 code for a protein of 361 amino acids. Lineage: Eukaryota; Metazoa; Chordata; Actinopteri; Characiformes; Serrasalmidae. The transcript has 7 exons. The record is from RefSeq and is a predicted model, not a curated record.